AUGUCCGCCUCGGUGGGGCCCCAGGGUGGCCCUCGCCCACCCACCGUGCCGCCAUCCAUGCCGGAUCUGCCGGACCUCAGCCAUCUCACAGAGGAGGAGAGGAAGAUCAUCAUGGCGGUGAUGGAGAGGCAGAAAGAGGAGGAGGAUAAAGAAGAAGCCAUGCUAAAAACUCUGCACCAGCAGUUCGAGAGCUACAAACAGGAAGUGCGUCGCAUCGGCGCCGAGACGCAGCGCCAGCAGACGCAGCUCAAAGACGACGCCCCCACCUGCGGCAUCUGCCGCAAGACCAAGUUCGCCGACGGCUGCGGACACGUCUGCUCCUACUGCCAGACCAGGUUCUGCGCCCGCUGCGGGGGCCGGGUCUCUCUGCGCUCCAACAACGAGGACAAAGUGUGUCUCGUAGUGAAGGACAGGGUGAUGUGGGUGUGCAACCUGUGCCGUAAGCAGCAGGAGAUUCUCACCAAAUCAGGAGAAUGGUUCUCGGGGUCGGGGGCGCAGCCGGGGAGUCUGGGCACCUCCUCCAUCGACCCCGCCGCGGGAGGUGAGGCCCGCCGGGACAGGAAGCUCGUCCGCUCCAGGUCCCAAGCCCCGCCCACCGGCACCGACGCCGACGCGGCGCCGCCCGACGCCGCGCAGCCGGCAUCCGGAGUCGCCGCCGCCGCCAAGGGCGCCGACACCAUGCCGGGCUCUCGCUGCCAGAGCGAGCCGCCUCGAGAGAAGAAGCGGCCCGUUUCCCUCCAUGAACAGAACGGUCAGGGCGGCCCGGGGCGCGGCGGCGGCGGCCGGAGGCCCGCCGGGAAGCUGUCGUCCCAGUCGUCGCUGGAGGAGCGAGCGGCUCCCGGGGACCGAGAGCGACGCCUGGGAGACGGCCGGCGGCUGGAGAAGAUCCACUCCCAGGACCACGAGGACGGCGAGGGCAACUCGGGUCACUCGGAAACGCACCGGAGGCGCCCGGACGACGAGGAGCAGAGGGAGCGGCGCCGCCGAGAGGAGGAGGAGUUCCAGAACCGCUACCGGAGCGACCCCAACCUGGCCCGGUACCCCGUGAAGCCGCAGAAGGAGGAGCAGGAGAUGCGCAUGCACGCCAAGGUGUCCAAGGUCCGCCACGAGCGGCGACACAGCGACCUGGCCAUCAACGAGGUCGGCCUGGGGCCCGGCGAGGGGGGGUGGGAGGGGCCUGAACACCGUCUGUCCAGGAGGGCUGGAGGUGGGGAGGGCGACCACAAGGGCCUCUCGGAGAACCACCGAGCCUUCUCCGUGGAUAGGACCGUGGGGGUCGGAGGGGGCGCCCAGCCGUCGGGGUCCCGGCCUCCGGAUUGGGGCCCGGAGCCCGGCGCCACGCGGCCGCCGAGGGACAAGGGCGGGGACGGCCUGCUGAGGAAGGACUCCCAGAGCUCGGACCAGUCGGAGUCCCUGCGGCCGCCGCCGCCGCCGCGCUCCUACAAGAGCAAGCGCGGCGGCAACAAGAGGCAGAUGUCCAUCAGCAGCUCGGAGGAGGAGGGCGGCUCCACGCCCGAGUACACCAGCUGCGAGGACGUGGACAUGGAGAGCGUCAGCGAGAAAGGGGACUGGGACUGCCACUCCCUGGACCCCACCGUGUGGCAUCAUCCGGUCACCUGGCAGCCGUCCAAAGAGGGCGACCACCUCAUCGGCUGCAUCACGCUCAGUAAGAGGUCGGCGCUGCCCCGCGAGGCCGGCUCGCUGCUCGGCCUCAAGGUGGUCGGGGGGAAGAUGACGGCGACGGGGCGGCUCGGGGCCUUCAUCACCAAGGUCAAGAAGGGCAGCCUGGCGGACGUGGUGGGACACCUGCGAGCAGGCGACGAGGUGCUGCAGUGGAACGGAAAGUCGUUGCCCGGAGCAACCAAGAAAGAAGUGUACAACAUCAUCCUGGAAUCCAAGGCCGAACCGCAAGUGGAGAUCGUCGUCUCCAGACCGAUCGGAGACAUCCCAAGAAUCCCAGAGUCCUCUCACCCUCCUCUGGAGUCCACGGGGUCCAGUUCCUUUGAGUCCCAGAAGAUGGAGCGACCCUCCAUCUCCGUGAUGUCUCCCACCAGCCCGGGGACCCUGCGGGACCUCCCGGUGGUGCUGCCCGGUCAGCUUUCUGUGAAGCUCUGGUACGACAAAGUGGGCCAUCAGCUGAUCGUCAACGUCCUCCAAGCCAUAGACCUGCCCCCCCGCCCCGACGGGCGCCCUCGCAACCUCUACGUCAAGGUGUACUUCCUGCCCGACCGGAGCGAUAAGAGCAAACGGAGGACGAAGACCGUGAAGAAGACGUCGGAGCCCAAGUGGAACCAGACCUUCCUCUACUCACACGUCCACCGGAGGGACUUCAGGGAGCGCAUGCUGGAGAUCACGCUGUGGGAGGAGCCCCGCGUCCAGGAGGAGGAGAGCGGCUUCCUGGGGGAGGUCCUCAUCGAGCUGGAGACGGCGCUGCUGGACGACGCUCCUCAUUGGUUCAAACUGCAGACGCACGACAUGUCGUCCAUCCCGCUGCCGCAGCCCUCGCCCUACCUGCCGCGCAGGCACGUCCACGCAGACAGCCCCAGCAAGAAGCUGCAGAGGUCACAUCGCAUCACUGAUACAGAGUUUGAUGAUGGUUCGAUGCUAGUGACUAAAGGUGCAGAGCGUAGCUCCAGGGACCGUGAGCGUGGCGGCGGCGGCGGCGGCAGCACGCUGGCGGUGCCGGAGCAGGAGCGGCCCGUCCAGCACCGGUCCCGCUCGGUGUCGCCCCACCGGGAGGACUCCUGCAGGGCUCGGUCCCGGCCCGCUCACGUGCCCAUGCAAAGGAGCCUGGAUCAGAUCCACCAGAACAACCACCACCCCCCCCACUCCUCCUCCUCCCGUUACCACGACGCCCACCUGGAGCACCAGCGCUCGGGCGACUCUGACUACGAGUACUCUGAGGACAGCGAAGUCCCGGAGACGCACAGGUGUAUCCGCGGCGGCAGUGCCGAGUGCCUACACACUAACAGCUCCACCCUCCCUGCAUGCCUAAAGAGGAAGGAAGGGGGCGGGGCCGCCGCCACGCCUCGUAGCAUCCUCACGCACCGCGUCCUCAGGUUCACUGACGAGGUCACGGUGAGCGACCUGCAGCCGCCGUUGGACAGAGUGAGGAGUGCCAGCACCACGUGUCUGAGGCCAGACUCCAGCUUUCACUCCCCUGACAGAGACAGGCCCUGUAGCAAUGCAUCAAGUCCAAACUGUCCCAGAGGCAGCAAGAGAAGCCUGGAGGGGGACAGCCGCAUGCAGCCCACCUCCAUCCUGAGGGGCCGUCGGGGCCGAGGGGCCCGGCUGAGGCCCUUCGGCCAGACGGCCUCGGCCGGGUCCGCUGACUCACCACAGCUGUGCAGAGCUCACCCCCACCGCCCCCCCUCGCCCUCGGGGACCUCGCCCGGCCGCCGGGGCCGGCAGCUCCCUCAACUCCCGGCUAAGAGCAGCAGCAUCGAGCAAGCGCUGGCCACCGAGGAGCGAGCCCGACAGCUGCAGAUGAAGGUCCAUUCCUACCGACCUUCAGCCUCCCACGACCCCGAGACCGACCUCAAGGCCAGGAGGGAGAUGUACGCGGAGCAGCGGCGCAGCAGUGACAACAUGUCCGCCCGCUCGUCCGACAGCGACAUGAGCGACGCGUCGGCGCUCUCUCGGGCGAGCAGCGCCUCGCGCCUCAGCAGCACGAGCUACAUGUCCAUCCAAUCAGAGCGGCCCGGGGGCCGGCUCAGCCGCCAGCUGCGCUCGGUGGGCCGCAGCAUGCUGAAGAGCUCCAGCGUGAGCGGGGAGAUCUACACGCAGGAGCGCACCGACGGCAGCCAAUCAGACACGGCGCUGGGCUCGGUGGGCGGGGGCAGCAAGAAGAGGCGCUCCAGCGUCAGCGCGCGCGUGGUCGCCAUCGUGGGAAACCGGCGCAGCCGCAGUACGUCGCAGAUCAGCGGCCCGGAGGGGCGGAGCAAGAAGGAGAAGGGCGCGCCCAUCCAGAGGAGCACGGAGACCGGCAUGGCGGUGGAGCUCAGCAGGAACAUGAGCCGGCAGGCGAGCCGCGAGUCAACCGCGGGGAGCAUGAACAGCUGCAGCUCGGAGGGGAACCUGGUGUUCUCCGGGGUCAACGUGGGCGCCAGCAGUCAGUUCAGUGACUUCCUGGACGGGCUGGGCCCGGCUCAGCUGGUGGGCCGGCAGACGCUGGCCACGCCCGCAAUAGGUGACAUCCAGAUCGGCAUGAUGGAUAAGAAGGGUCAGCUGGAGGUCGAGGUGAUCCGGGCUCGAGGACUCGUCCAGAAACCAGGAUCCAAGUCUCUCCCAGCUCCGUACGUGAAGGUCUACCUCCUGAACAACGGAGCCUACGUCGCCAAGAAGAAAACCAAGAUCGCGCGGAAGACUCUGGACCCUCUAUACCAGCAGGCGCUGCAGUUUGAGGAGAGUCCACAGGGUAAAGUCCUCCAGGUGAUCGUUUGGGGCGACUACGGCCGCAUGGACCAUAAGAGCUUCAUGGGAGUUGCACAGAUCCUAUUGGAGGAGCUGGACUUAUCGAGCACAGUGAUUGGCUGGUACAAGUUGUUCCCCCCGUCGUCCUUGGUGGAUCCGACGCUCGCCUCCCUGACGCGCCGGGCCUCCCAGACGUCUCUGGACAGCUCCUCCGGACCCCCGGGGGUCCGGUCCUAGUGAGAAACAGACAAACACACAAAGAAAGAUGGCGGGAAAUGUAGAACAACAACAAUCAAAAAAAGAAUCGCAACCAGAAAGCUUUGUGGAGAUCUGACAAUCACUUCCUGUCGGGGCUCAUUUUCGGGAGCGCCACAUUUCAGUGUUUCAUAUCCAUGAGGAGCGCCUCGCCGUUCCCCCUCGUGGCGCCGGGCGGCAGAGGGUCAAAUGAAGCAGGGUGAUUUUUUAUUUUAAUCAACAAUAGCAAAGAAAUGUACGUUAAGCAUCGGAAUGUAUGGACUCGAGACGGAGAGGCAAUCCCUCCCCACGCCUGCAGGGGGCGCUGUCUUUUCUGCAGGGGGGGGGGCCUCCUUCAACAGACGGCUGCUGGCACUCCAGGGGGGCGCCGGUUCAGUCUGGAAGCACAGGGCCUUCUUCUGGUGCCUGGACCACGGAGCCGCAUCACUGGUCCCACCCCCCCCCCCCCGGUGGAGCGUGUUUCACCUUUAAUCUUCCCCCUUUGUUUCUACCUGCACAAAAUGUUUUUACAGCUGUGAAACGCUCCUGAGGAAAGUGUGUCGGUCCGGUGUGGGCAUGGAGAGAAACGACGAAUGUUCUACAGGGGGGGGGCGGGGCUAGUGACGAUGACACUUUUACACUUGACCGCCAGACGAGCGGCGUUUGUUUCCCUUCGUCCAGUUGUCUUUGUAUAGAUGUAUAUUCAGCCUCCCAGGAGGCGGACCAAUAAACACAAUUUAUGUCACUUUGAAGUUUCAAUAUCACUGUAAAAAAAUAAGAAGAAAUACAAAGAGCAAGGACCGUCUAAUUGUUCACAUUUUAUCAUAUUUUUUUUGGGGGGGGGGUUCAUCCACUCGCCUCCACCACGUUUUUUUUGUAAGCCAACCCUUCAGUUAUAUGAUUUAGAAAUUUUAAGAAAAGCACAAGAGCUUGAUUUUUUUACGACCAAAAAGUUUAACUUUUUGAAGAAAAAAAAACAUAUAGUAAAAAAAUUAUUUCAAAGAAAGAGGGUAAAAAAAGAAGAAGAAGCAACGAUGACAUCGCUGUUUUUUUAUAAAGUUGUUCGAACAAACCGAAAAAUAAGAACCACGCGCGGCGCGACUCUUUUGCUCGCGACGGCGACCGAUCGGAUCCGACCCGCCGGGACACACGGGACCGAUGUUCGACCUCGCUGACUCCUCCCACCACCGGGGGGGGGAAGGGGGCGGGGCCAAGCAUGACUUUUGGAACCUGUUCCAAGCUGCAUGCACUUUUUCUUUUUUUUGUAAAACAAAACAGAAGAAGAAAAAAGACGCUGAACUAGUUUCCUGCGUUCGCUCCACUUCCUGUCGGGCCGCUUGUGUGUCGCAUGCAGUUGUACAGUUUGCUCGUACUUGAAUAUUAAAGAGAUCAAACCAAGAAACCGAAGCCAUUCCCAUUCACACGAGGACCUUUGACCCCGCAGCGAGCGCCACGCCCCCCCGCCCGGUGCUGAAUGUCUCUAAAGCCCCACGGCGAUGUCGUCGGCCCCCUGGCGGACGCUCGGUGCUAGCAGAGCCUCGCGGCCUCGCAGCCUCCGAGGGGCCGAGACCGCGUACGAGUAUAUAUCGACCAAUCCAGAUCCACUUCUAUGGAAAUGUGAAUUAUGUGUCGACAUGAUGAUUUCAGACAUGCGAACACGUGUUCACGUGAUGUAAAGAAUAAACGCACAGAGUCACACGCUGUAAAUACUCCAUCGGGUUCGGUGGCGUUUGCAAAAAGGGGGCGGAGUCAUGUGACGAAGGAGCAACGGGGACCAUUCAGGACCGUGGACCUGGACCACAUACUGGACCCCAAGGCCACGGGUACUACAGGUGUACCGGACCCCCCCCCCCCCCCCGCCGCGGCCACGUUCAGAACAGUUGACUUUUCUUUUUCCAUCGUCCGGUGAAGAUGUUUUUUUAAAAUGUAUUUAGUAUUUAAUUUCAUUUAUUUUUCAGUAUUAACAGGGAAAAAAAUUGCUGAUUGUUUACAACUUCUGUGUUCCACUGAAACAAAAAGAGAAUCCUAAAAGAGUAAAGCAUUCACUGCAACAUUACUUGUUUGUAUAACAGACGUGGCUCAAAUGAUGUGUAUGUUUUAUAUUUUAAAAAAGUUCAUUUUUAUUAUUUACAAAUAAAAAGAAUGUGUGGAAGAGAA
Molecule: messenger RNA, 6804 nt
Organism: Pseudoliparis swirei
Lineage: Eukaryota; Metazoa; Chordata; Actinopteri; Perciformes; Liparidae
Gene: rims1b
Product: regulating synaptic membrane exocytosis 1b
Exons: 32
Coding region: 1-4650 (1549 amino acids)
Biological process (GO): intracellular protein transport; regulation of membrane potential; calcium ion-regulated exocytosis of neurotransmitter
Cellular component (GO): presynaptic membrane; cytoskeleton of presynaptic active zone
Molecular function (GO): small GTPase binding; transmembrane transporter binding
Source: RefSeq, a predicted model, not a curated record